AUGAAAUGGGCGCGUAAGUGCCUGUUGAUGGAUUUCUUAACCACGCUUGUGUGGCCGCAAAACGAAACAGAUGAAGAUAAGAGCGCCUAUGUUAAUGAGAUAGUCAGUGAAGCCAAUGCGUUAUUUGGGACCAAUCUAGUGUUGACAAAGGAUCUCAUCUGUCUGAUCAAUCAUGCCGUCACACAAUUCCAUUCCGGUCUUAUAGAUCUUGUUGAUCGGUUUGCAAGCGAGUUUAUGCUCGAACCCCUGGGUACGAUGUCCAAAGAUCAACGCCUAGCCUACAUGGUGAAUCACAGAAUAGCGCUCCUCGAUUCAUCUGAGGAGAAUCGAUGGCAAUAUUUUUACACGACUUUGGAAAAAAUCCAUUUGCUUCAUUUUUAUGCAAGCGCUUAUACGCCACUUCGCGAUGAGAAAUUCCUGACGGAGCUCAACACAACAACACCCCAUAUGUUCUCACAUGUUGCAGUUGGAGCGGAGUGCGGUAUCGAUAAGGUUGUAGAAGAAGCUUUUGGGAGAAAUGUGCGGUUCCUCGGCAAACGAUACACCCCACGACAACUCUCCUACUUCAACGCUGUCAAGCAUGCCUUACAGCUUCCAAUCCACAAGGAGACUUUACCGGCACAGUUUAUAGACCUUCAUAACAGAGGCCUUCAGGUCUUGAAAGCCAAAUCGGGCUUGUUGCCUCUGGAAAGGCAUAUUUACGUGCCUGACACAAUGGAGCAAUUAUUUAGACCGUGUCAAGCACUGGCAGGUGCUACUAGUAGUGAUGGUAGCAUGCUGUACCCACAAUCAUCGUCUGUCAGCGCAGUGCCGCAGAUGCCUGUCCAGGAGGGGCUGCUGUACCCGCAGUACAUGACAGGUGACCUCUCAACUGGAUCUUCCAUGGUUGUACAUUCUCAGGCUAAUACAGGUCCUGUCUGCCAUGACACUGAAUGCUACGAGCCAGAGAAUCAAGACUGCAUAUGGCAACUUGAAGAGGCCGCAUUCGUGAUUCUGAGUCUGUAUACUGCCUUGUACUACUUAGCAAAAUCAUACCCUCCAGUACCGCUCACGAGCGUUGCACACUCCAAGAACAUGGCUGUAUGGUGGCCUCGACUUUCCUCAAAAUCUGACUCAGACAGAGAGGAGAAUAUAUCCGAAGCAGGUCGUGAUGGACAUCCGGCAUAUGUUGUCCGUUUUCUAGUCUAUUUUACUAGAUUAACAGUUUUUACAGGAGUCGACUGGCGCCACCGACCUGCCGUUGAUGACAACAUCUCUGUGUUAGGAGAGGAGUCAGAUGACGAAUACAUAACAGAUGCUGAAUCCUCAAAUAGGGCAGCCGUCGAUCCACUUUCGACCAUUCAAGCUUCUUUCCUCGUCCAACGGGGUCACCUUCAAGCUCUCUGGAUACAUGCUACCUACAAGUUUCUAUUCCAUCUACAAACUGCACUCCAGUUCGCCCGCCUCCAAGGAGAUAUUAGUACAAAUAGCACGGGCCAAUCCAUUACAGCACAUGAUGGGAAUGUUUUGGUGGAUUUAUGUCUCGCAGAGCUCAUACUGAACCUGGACUCCUCCAAGGAAGGUAUACCUAGUCUGUUGGAAAUAAUUUAUCCUCAUACCUCUCCAAAGUCCAUGGAUAGUGCACGACUUAUCAUUGGCUCCGUCAACUCCACUGCCGACCUUGUAAGCAUUAUCAUCGCAGACAAGUUGCCAGCAUCCACCACUCGUCUAGAUAUCAGCUCUUGUGCUCUACGGCUUCACUCUUCACAGCUGAUCCCUUUGGAAGGAGUCCGGUUACAGUCACAGAGCCCUUCUCUAGCAAACUAUCAUACUACUGCCAUUCCGCAGACUGUAUGCACUCUCACUAUCCGUGACAUCAAUGACACUGUCUUCAUUCACUUGAUUGCCUUCGCACAAACUGUAUUUCGCCUACAGGGGGUAUCAAGUAAAUGGAAGCCGGUCUCCGACCAAGCACUUCCAAACUCUGGGCCGUCUCACCUCAUGUUCACGGUCGCCCUUCGUCCCAUUAACAUUCGUGCCACAACUGAAUAG
Molecule: messenger RNA, 2031 nt
Organism: Suillus subalutaceus
Lineage: Eukaryota; Fungi; Basidiomycota; Agaricomycetes; Boletales; Suillaceae
Exons: 9
Coding region: 1-2031 (676 amino acids)
Source: RefSeq, a predicted model, not a curated record